This is a messenger RNA of Xenopus tropicalis (tropical clawed frog), 3044 nucleotides long. RefSeq names its product heat shock transcription factor 3 (gene hsf3). The transcript has 13 exons. The record is from RefSeq and is marked provisional. Bases 3 to 1655 code for a protein of 550 amino acids. Gene Ontology annotation, biological process: regulation of DNA-templated transcription. Gene Ontology annotation, cellular component: nucleus. Gene Ontology annotation, molecular function: sequence-specific DNA binding; DNA-binding transcription factor activity; DNA binding. NCBI's taxonomy places the organism in Eukaryota, Metazoa, Chordata, Amphibia, Anura, Pipidae.
CUAUGGAGGAGCCGUCUGUCCCUCUGGGGCCUCCCACAGUCCCUGUGUUUCUCACAAAGCUCUGGGUUCUAGUGGAAGACCCAGCUAAUUGCGACGUCAUUGCUUGGAAUUUGAAUGGCCAGAACUUCAGGAUACUGGAUGAGCAACGAUUUUCCAAAGAGAUUCUUCCAAAAUACUUUAAGCACAAUAAUUUGUCCAGCUUCAUUCGGCAGCUCAAUAUGUAUGGUUUUCGAAAGGUGAUGAGUUUGGAGAAUGGUCUUGUGAAAACUGAGAGUUCCAUUGAGUUCCAGCAUCCUUUCUUCAAAAAAGGGAGACCUGAGUUACUGGAACAGAUCAAGCGUAAGGUGAACACAGUGAAAACAGAAGACUCUCAUCAAUCACAGGACAAUUUGCAAAAGGUUCUUAAUGAACUAAGACAGCUUCAAGAUGGACAGGCCAACAUGAAUGUCAAGUUGGAAACCAUGAAAAGAGAAAAUGAAAUUCUUUGGCAGGAGGUUUCUUCCUUGAGAAGGAGACACAGCCAACAGCAGAAACUUCUUGCAAAGAUCCUUCAAUUCAUCCUGAGUCUUAUGAAAGGGAACAUUUUAAUGGGAAGCAACAGGAAAAGGCCAUUAACCAUUGAAGCUUCACAGACAACUGCCCCUAAAUACAGUCGCAGUAUGUUACAGCUUGUUCAGGGAGGGGCUAAUGAGGAAAAUCAGUCUUCAAACCAUCGAGGCAGCACAACCAACAAUUACCUUGUAAUCCACAAGAUCCCUAGUGCUGGGGAGGGAACCUCUGCACAACUCUCCGAACAUAAAUACCACAUACCAGCAAGCCAAGAAAGCCUCAAGAAUACAGAGCAGGUGAUUCUAAUAGAUAAGUCUGACGUAGACCUUCAACUGGAGGUGGAAGAGUCUCAUUCUCCAAGCAGCUCUUUCCUGGCACAGGACCAGGUUAUGAUCCCAGAUGUUUCUUUGCCCGUAGCAGAUCAGUCAGUAGUUCCCAGCAAUUCUACUGAAGCACAACGUUCCCUCAUUUCUAGUAGCUCUGCUACUGGUGAAGAGUGGGCUCUGGAUCUGGUACAAGACAACGCUUCUGAGGACCCUGAAAGUGUCAUCGAUUCCAUUCUUAAUGAAAAUGUCUCUUCAAGCAACAGUGACAUAUUUGACCGAGAGGAGAUCCAAGAUUUCUUGAACUGCAUUGAUGCCAGCCUGGAGGAUAUUCAAAAUAUUCUAAACAAAAAGAAUGUAAAUAGUGAUUUUCUUGAGGAGCUAUUUAAAACUGACUUAUUAUCCUCAGAUAAUACCAUGACUAAGGAAGACAGCAGCCUAGGCAGCGGGGUAUCAGAGCAGCAGAAGGAGGUUCCUGUGCUUUCCCGUCAAAACUUGCUGAACAAAGGGAAACAGUUGGUACAAUAUACGGGGAACCCUCUUCUCUCCUUAUUCGAUGACAUGCCACAGAGCAGCUAUGGAGAAGGAUCAUCAGACCCAGGUCAUCUUUUGAAUGUAAUAGAUGAUACUAUGAUCCCAGUGAGAUCAGAGGAACAAAUUGUAACCAAAGAAGCCGACCUGGCAGUAGAGGAUUACCAUGGAUCACAUGUGCUCUCACCAAUCUAUGUCCUUAGCCCUGUUAGUAAGUUAAUAGAGGAAGCCACAGAGCCAGACACAGUUUGAAUGACACAGGACUGUACUAUAAGAAGGCUCAGCAGGCCAGAUAUGUUACCGUAUGCUUGCAUAACCUGUACUGCUUUGUUGCUAUUGCCUUAUGAAUGGUAGGGUUAAGUACAGAAAAGAGUUGAGCCAUAAAUGUUCAAAGUACAGAUAAAGUGUGGGUGCCAGGGUACGUCAGGCAGUCAUUCACAGUAAAGUUGAUGCAGUAUUAAAAUUCUUAUGUUUUAUAUUAAUAUAAAAAUGAUCAGUACUUUACACUUGUCAGAGGACUACAGAACAUAGUUACAUAGGGUUGAAAAAAGACCAGAGUCCAUCAAGUUCAACCCUUCCAAGUAAACCCAGCACACACAAACCAGAAGGCUUAGAGAAUACGUACAUUUCUCUGAAUACAUCAGCUAAUAUUAGUUACCAUGGCCACAGUAAGCUGCUUGUUCCUCCAAAUGGCUACUAAUUAUCAGAAGCAGGGAUGCUCUAAUAGUAAGUUUAAAGUUCCCUUUACAUGUCACCCAGGGUUUGAGGCCAAAUCAUUAAAAGUUUUAUUUAAUCUUAGUUUUGCUUUUUCUCUGAGUAUUUCCUCUCUCUCGAGGUUUAACACCUUCCUUCCUCAGACUCCUUGUAGUUACAUACAUUUAGGGGAGCAUUCUCCCUAGACUACAAUAUUAACUGUCAUCUGUUAACUAAUAUAUAACUAAUAUAAUAAAUGUGCUGCCCUCAGUCACACUAAUGGUUCAUUUGUCAGCACUUCAGAUGUUGUGCUUGCAUAUGGCCCAUGUAUUAAUUAUUAUACUACAGUAACUAAGUUCCUAUAAAUAUACAUGCUAUACAUACACUACUUCCAGAUGCAAUUCUCAACCUUGGAUAUGACCCAAAAGAAUGUUAUCUUAUUAAUAAUUCUAAUGCUUAUUUUACUUUUUUUAUUUCAUGCCAUUAGCACCUCUCUGCAAAGAGGAACAUUGUGUAUUUUAUAUAUUCUAUAUGGAAAAUUGUCUGCUGUUCCCAAGUAACACAGCUGCAUUCUUUUUUGCAAUGGUUAGUUCUCAUAUUGGUACAUUUAGCUAUGCAGAGAGCAGCGCUUCCUUAAAGCCUUAAACCUAAGUUACAUGGAAAGAAGGAUUUGGUAGCAAUGGCUUCCAGCUUGUAUUCAUUGAAACUUUUCUUUCAGGGGCUUGUUUUUAUCUAAAAUAGCCUCUCUCCUACCUUGCUAAUAAGGCUCAGCAAUAAGUUGUAUUGUUAGAUUUCUCACUCUGGUUUGCUAAAAGAAACACACGUUUGUCUGGGUUUUUUAAAUGUAUUUUAUUAUUUCUGACCUUGUAUGUGCCCAGUAUUAAAAAAAACAUUUUGACUAUACAACAUUGACCAGAUAUCAAUAAAUUGUUUUUUUAGCAGACUCUU